Molecule: messenger RNA, 1075 nt
Organism: Ctenopharyngodon idella (grass carp)
Lineage: Eukaryota; Metazoa; Chordata; Actinopteri; Cypriniformes; Xenocyprididae
Gene: ponzr2
Product: plac8 onzin related protein 2
Exons: 4
Coding region: 187-570 (127 amino acids)
Source: RefSeq, a predicted model, not a curated record
AGAGAUGCUGCUGUGAACGAGUCUAACAGGUUAAGGAUGUUUUCCUUUAGAGCCAAUGUGAUGAUCUUUUUCUUUUGAUAGCCACUCAGUAAAAAGGCAAGAUUGUGAUCACAGCUGUUUAGAAACAGCAUACAGAUAUACAGAUACUUUCCUUUACGUUGGACCUGCCAACACAGAGCUGUAAGCAUGUCGAAAUCAAUGGUAGUCACGCAGCCACAGCCUGUUAUGGUCUCUAGACAUUCUGACCAAUGGGGGUCAGGCACCUUUGACUGCUGCGAUGACAUGUCUGAAUGCUGCUUUGCUUUCUGGUGUUUACCGUGUUUCACGUGCAUAAAAGCCAAGAAUUACGGUGAGUGCUUAUGUCUCCCCCUGCUGGACUUCUUCGGGUGCGUCCCACCCAUAACCAUGUCCAUAAGAGUCUCAAUGCGCCAGCGUUAUGGGAUUAAGGGUGAUAUGUGUAAUGACUGCCUGUUGGUCACUUGCUGCAGAGCAUGCGUUUGGUGUCAGAUGUCACGAGAGAUGAAAGCACGAGAUCUACAAAUCACUCUUGUUGGUGCCAGGAAUUUAUAAUGUGUUUUGAAGUAGCUAUGCUGUUUGUGUAUAUACUACAAAUGAAGAAAUCUUGAAGGAAAAUGAAGGAAAAUCUUUUUGUAAUGAAAACAGUAAAUGCCUGUGCUGUCAUAUAUCUUUAUGUCAGGUACUCUGCUUCUAAUCUGCAUAAUAUCAUGACAAGUGUGAUCAGCUAAAUUAGUGUGUGACACAUCUAUAUGAAAACUUUAUGGAAAAAAAUAUACUGUUGUUUAUUUGCGACAAUAGUAAAAAGUACUUAAAAUCAUCAGUGUUUUUUUGUCUUAUAAACCUUAUUAAAACAAUUCAGAAAUUUCUGUAAUUCUGUAAUUGAGCAGAACACAAAGAAAAACAAUUUGCAUUUAGUUAUGGCAUGAUAAAUGUGUAUGAGAAAAGAAAAGUGUAUUGCUUCCCAACAUGUUUGCUUUUCCCAUUUGCCUUUAUUGUGGGACUGAAAAUCUUUGAUAUCUUUCACAUGUGUUGUUAAACAAUAAAUUAUUGAUCAUUU